Molecule: messenger RNA, 4936 nt
Organism: Drosophila montana
Lineage: Eukaryota; Metazoa; Arthropoda; Insecta; Diptera; Drosophilidae
Gene: sns
Product: sticks and stones
Exons: 21
Coding region: 270-4862 (1530 amino acids)
Molecular function (GO): protein binding
Source: RefSeq, a predicted model, not a curated record
UUGUUUAUAGGGUAUUUAAGCCGGGCAAAAGUGUGUUGCGUGGCGUCACAAAGUUGCUUGAACCAACAAUAACUACACCUGCAACUGCAACUGCAACAAAUGCGGCGCUGCAGCAGCGGCCACAGCAACUGCUGCUUGUUAUAGCACUCAGCUUUCGGACAAAGCAGCAGCAAUUGCCACUGCAACUGCAGCAGCAACAACAACAACAACAACAGCAGCAGCAACAACAACAACAACUGUUAAGGCUAAGAGCAAGAGGUACCAGCAAAAUGGCAUUGAAAGCACAAGCACAAGCUCAGCCAGAAGAAGAAGAAGAAGAACAGCAGAAACAGGAACAGCAACAACAACAACACGCAAAGUGGCAGCAAAAUGCAAGCAACAACAACAAUCACAGCAGCAGAAACAACAAUUGCAGUUGCCGGCAACAGCAACGGAAGCAGCAGCAACAACAACAGCAACAACAACAGCAACAACAACAGCAGCAGCAUUCACAUUGGAUUAAACAGCUGCGACUGGUCUGCAUUGUUCUAUGGGCGCUACUCUUGCCCCUGCCCAGCCACGCCCAGCAGCAAAAGUUUCGCACAACGCCGCACGAUCUGCAAGUGCUGGAGGGCGCCGAGGCGAUGAUGCGCUGCGAGGUGGCCAACGUGGCCGGCGCCGUGCAGUGGACCAAGGAUGGCUUCGCCCUGGGCUUCUCAGCGGUCAUACCCGGCUUUCCGCGCUACUCCGUGCUGGGUGAUCGCAAACAGGGUGUCUACAAUCUGCGCAUCUCCAAUGCCUCCAUCAACGAUGAUGCCGAGUAUCAGUGCCAGGUGGGGCCAGCGCGCCUCAACUCGGCCAUUCGGGCGAAUGCCAAGCUGACUGUCAUAUCGCCACCCUCAUCGAUCGAGAUCAAAGGCUACAGCCACAACUCCAAGGUGGAGGUGCGCGAGAACCAGGACCUCACGCUCAAGUGCAUCGUGGCCAACUCGAAGCCGGAAGCGCAAAUCGUUUGGUAUAGAGGAAACGUCGAAUAUAAGCCAGAUAAACGCGACGAUAAGGUGGAGGAAUCGACACCGAAACGCUAUACGACAACCUCCAGCCUGAAGCUGAAGCCCGGCGCGAACGAUGACUAUACGGAAUACACCUGCCAAGCGAAGCACAAGGCGCUCUCGCCGGAUAUGCCCAUGCGUGCCACCGUGCAACUGUCCGUGUUGUAUCCACCCGGACCACCCUAUAUCGAGGGCUAUUCGCCCAGCGAAACACUGCGACGCGGCCAGACUGUGGAGCUGAUUUGUCGCAGUCGCGGCGGCAAUCCGCCCGCGCAGCUCAUCUGGUAUAAAAACAACUCGCAGAUACGUAUGGCCUACAGAACCUCGGGCCGGCUGUCGGAAAACAUUUACACAUUUACCGCCGAGGCGGGCGACAACAAGGCGCGUUUCCGAUGCGAGGCGAGCAAUGUGAUGUCCCAGACACCGCUCAAGGCGGAAGUGGAUUUGACUGUUCUAUUCGCACCUUCGCAAGUGACAGUGACGGGUCCGACGGAGGCACGCGUCGGCGACGUUGUGCCCCUGGCGUGCGCUACAGCGCCAUCGAACCCGCCCGCCGAGAUCAAGUGGAUGGUUGGCGGCCGGCAGAUACGCAAUGCCACAUCCAAGACUGCCGUUAGUGCCGAGGGCGGCUGGACAACCAGCUCGAACAUCACGACCAUCGUGGAGCCCAAUAAGCGUUCCCUGGUGGUCAUCUGUCAUGGCCUCAACAUGCAGCUCACGGAGAAUGUUGUCUCCACGCACACAAUUAACGUUCUAUAUCCGCCCGCGCCGCCAUUAAUUUCGGGCUAUAUGGAGGGACAAAUUAUACCAGCCGGCUCGGUGCAAAAACUGCUCUGUGUCUCAUCGGGCGGCAAUCCGCUGGCAACGUUAACGUGGUAUAAAAACGACAAGCGGAUCAACUCCGUCAUUCGGGCCGCAGACAAAUCUGUUUCGGCCGAAAUAACUAUUUUGGCCAACGUCACCGACAACCAGGCGCAAUACCGUUGCGAGGCCUCGAACAGCGCCACGGAGAUACCACUCUUUGAGUCUACGACGCUGAGUGUUCACUUUGCGCCAGAGACGGUAAAAAUACGCAUUGAACCGGAAGAGCUGCGACCUGGCAUGGAGGCAACCAUCAUUUGCGACUCGAGCUCGAGCAAUCCACCGGCAAAGCUGUCCUGGUGGAAGGAUGGCAUUUCCAUUGAAGGCAUUAAUAACACGUCCAAGCCAGGCCUCUGGGGCGGCACGGUCUCCACGCUCGAAUUCAGGCUAAACAUUACCCAGGAAAUGAACGGUGUGGUCUACACUUGCCAAAGCGCCAACGAGGCAUUGCAGCGCAGCGUCCACGAGGCAAUCAGCCUGAAUGUGCUGUAUCGUCCCAAGUUUGUGCCGCCGCCCUCGUCCACGUCAGUUGGGUUAGAGGGCGAGUCCUUGCAGGUACCGCUGCAGGCCAAUGCAAAUCCUGCGCUAAUAAGCUACACUUGGACAAAAAACGGCACACCCAUACCGCAAGACACCAGCGGCAGCGUCUCCGCCGGCGAGCAUCGCAUCUUUGCGGAUGGCGCUGUUCUCAACUUUACCAAAUUGCAUCGCGAAGAUUCCGGCAUCUACUCCUGCACGGCCAGCAACUCCCAGGGCAAGGCCAGCAUCAACAUAACCGUUGUGGUGGAAUAUGGCACCGCCAUUAAGUCCGUCUCGGAGAAUAUCAUUGUCAAUCCGGGCGAGGAUGCCAUGUUGUCCUGCACCGUAGAGGGAAAACCGCUCGCCGACGAGCAUGUCAAAUGGGAGCGAGUGGGCUACGAUAUGAAAGUGAAGACCACAACAACCUUUACUAAUGGCACCGCCUAUCUGCACAUUAAGAACGCGCAGCGUGAAGAUGUCGGAAACUUUCGUUGCGUGGCCGACAACCACGUGGCCAAUCCCACCAAUAGAGAUGUGCUGCUUAUAGUCAAAUUUGCGCCGGAGAUCGCCAAGUCGCCGACGCUGCUGCGAGCCGCGAGCGGAACUGGGGAGCGGGGCCGACUACCCUGCCGAGCGCAGGCCUCUCCUAAGCCGCAGUUCAUUUGGCGCCAGGACGGCAAAGAUCUGCCAAUCAAUCACACAUUCAAAUACGAGCUGGAGGAGCGUAAAAUCGACUCGCUCACCUACGAGUCCUCCCUGAUUGUUGAGAAGGUGGCACCCGCCGACUAUGGCGCCUACGAAUGUGUGGCACGCAAUGAGUUGGGCGAGGAUGUCGAAACGGUUCGUCUGGACAUUACCUCCCAGCCAGAGCCACCGCUCAGUCUUAAUAUACUGAAUGUCACCCAUGACACUGUCACCGUAGCCUGGACGCCAGGUUUUGAUGGCGGCCUAAAGGCCUCCUACCGCGUGCGAUAUCGGAUGGCCGACCGCGAGCAGUACAAAUACAUUGAUGGGCUUCCCAACAGCCACAAGCUGACCAUCGGAGGGCUGCGGAUGAAUACGCUGUAUCUGUUUUCGGUCAUGUCGUGGAAUGAUUUGGGCCAGAGCUCCUACCUGCCGGAUUUGGCGCGUGCCCAGACCAAAGAAGCGCCGCCUCCCUCGCAACCGGCUUCCUCGCUGGGCGGUGGACCGCCAACCACUAGUCAGACACCCCUGGGUGGCACAUCGGGCAUACUGCUAGUCGGCAUCGCGGCAGGAAUUACAUUGGUUCUGCUCAACGUGUUUCUCAUCGGCUGCUGUAUUCACAAGCGCAACGAGAAGCGUCUCAAGCGAGUGGCGGAAACUACAAAUCAACCAGGCAAAACGGCGACCAUCGAAAUGUACGCGCCCAGUUCGUACAAUGACACCGUCACCGGCGAGACACUGUCCAGCGUGUCGGAGAAGAGCGAGUCCUACUCCAAUGAGGGCAGUCAACCGGAAUAUAUUGACGAAUCACGCAAGAAGGCGGCAUCGACAUAUCUAGUUGAGAGCACGGACAUGCCACCACCCAGAUACCAAAAGGAUGGCACACUGCCAGCAUUAUAUCCAAAUAAUAUGGUCAACGCCUGCACGCUACCACAUCCGCGGCAUAACAACGGGCACGCGGCCGCUAUUGCCGCCGCCGCCGCCGCUGGCCACAUGACGCGCGACGAUCAGAUGCUCAUCAGCAAGGGCGUCUAUAUUCCGUCCCCUUCGCCAGCACCGCCAACGGAUGGCUCCUACUACAACAUGAACAGCGACAGAUAUUUGUCGUAUCCGCCAAUGGAAUACCCGGCAACGCUGGACUUCAGUGGGCCGCCGCUGCCGCUGGCGCAUCUGCAGCCGAUGCCCAUUACGGUGACCUCGCAGGCGGCGCUGCUGGCGAGCAAUGGAGGCGCCACGCUCAUGGGCAAUGGCAGCGCCGUGGGCGGUUCGGGCACAUUGCGCCGCGGCAUAUUGCGCGGCGUUGUGGGCGUGCCGCCACCCGAUGUUACGCAUCACACCUCAGCCGGCGGCACGCCAUCCAUGCAAAUCAUGCACGACCUGCAUCCGGUCAAUCUCAGCGCGACAACGCUGACAACUAGCACCACGCUCAAUGGCAGCAUGACGACGGCCCUGCCAUUGACAACGGCCACGCUGCCUCGCCAGCCGCACGGCAUCCUCAAGGAUCCUAAUCGCAACAAGCAGCAGCAACAGCAGCAGCAACAACAUCAGCAGCAGCUGCUUAACGCCAGCCUGGUGGGCGUGCCCGUCUCUGCGACCGUUGGCAGCCUCCAAAUACUGAAUCUGCCCGUGACCAGCGCGGCGCUGGGCAACAACUUGCUGAUGACAACCAGCGCCACCUACGACCCCGCCUCGCUGAGCAGCUUCAAUGCGAGCGGAGCCGGCGGCGUGCCGGUAGCCUACACAGAUGCGGACGGACAUCUCGUAUAGCUAUAGGCAGAGACUGGGGCCAGCACUGAAACCCGGUACUGAGCAGCCAGCCCCCAGACGGGGAGACAGAAGAU